Molecule: messenger RNA, 1717 nt
Organism: Bombina bombina (fire-bellied toad)
Lineage: Eukaryota; Metazoa; Chordata; Amphibia; Anura; Bombinatoridae
Product: transmembrane protein 272
Exons: 6
Coding region: 513-983 (156 amino acids)
Source: RefSeq, a predicted model, not a curated record
CUCACAAUACGCAGGCUGGAUGAAUGAAUCCUACAGGUUGCUGUUUGCAGAGCAUUGUAAAAAAGUGCCCAGGGCUACAGAGGGUGGAAUAGAGAGAAGUGUUUUGUGUUUGGUUUAUUACUGCAGCAGAGACACACAAAUACAUGUAGAGACACAGACUGAGAGCAGGGGGGAGAGCAGGGAGAAUGUGUAUUGUGUGAGACGCAUAUAGGGGGAACAGACAGACACAGAUACCUGUAGAUUCUAUUGUAACUGCUUCUAUAUCACUAGACAGAGAGAAAACAGGGGGAGGACAGACAGCUAGACAGAUAUGCUGUACGCAGAGAUAAGGGGGACAGGGGUGCAUUACACAAAGAGACGUUAAAGAUGGAGAGAGGAGAAGAGAGAAAUGAGGCUGGAGAUAUGCUGUACAACAUAUAUAAUAGAAAAUGUGCGGAGCUGGUUGAUACAAUUCAAAUCUAAAGCCCACUACCCACCCUUGUUACCAAGAGGACUUUAUCUAUCAAGCAGCCAUGGCAGGGGAAAAAAUAUGUCAGAAGCCUGAUCUUUUCACUGUUGGUGUGGCCUUAGCAUUUGCUGUCCUGUGCAUUAUUGGCAUAGCUUUCACCUGUGUGGGUGCUCUGUACUUGUCUGAUUGUCCCAUAGACAAACACAUUCCAGUGUUUGUGGUUGUACAAGGAGUCAUCUUCCUGUUGUUCGCCAUCACAUUCCUAAUACUGUUAGCGAGUGACAGCUUCAUCUUGUUCUUCCUCAUACUUGGCAUGUUGACUACGUUCUGGUUUUGUUGGUUAAUAAUAGGAAGUGCCUGGGUGUUUCCGCACUACACAACAUACCAAGGACAGUGCAACCACACUCUGUACCUCUUUGCCUUUUGGACACUUAUUGUGCAGUACAUUGGACUCAGUAUUGCAAUACUUGUUGCAAUUAUCUACUGUUGCUUCUUCUGUAUCAUGCUGUUGGCGUGUAUGGCUGUCAACGGCUAAAUUACAACAUGUGGAUAUUAAUUUACUCUUUGGAUAAUCUGCGUCACUGCCUGUGAUGAGUAUUACAUACUCAAGAAGAUGGAAUUGAGAGACUAGAAUGUUAUGUGAGAUCCUUCUCUUUGAAGAGAGCUUUAUAAAAAAUAAAAAAAGCAUGGAAGGAAUCGGUCAUGGGAUCUCACUUUUUGCAGGGUUUUUGGAGAGUUUUAUUUCUAAAAGGGCUAAAUGUUUCUCUUUCAAGAGUAGUUGGUUCCUCUGGAGCUUAUAUGAGUUUGGUUAAGAGUCGUAUUGCUACAAUGCCCCUGUUCUAACACAGAGUUAAGGUACAAUUUUACUGGUGGAACAUUGUAAUAGUUUUAUGUUUCUCCUCUAAGUCAUCACAGCUUUGCACGUGGAAAUGUUAAGCACUGUGUGGUUCAAACGAUAAAACAUUUUAGAGGUUCUUAAAUGCCUCAAAUUCUCAACACUGUGCAUGAACCGGAUCUUCUCUGCUCAUAUGUCUGCAUGCUGCACUCUGCCUGAGGCUCUCAGAAGGUUUGAGAACCAAUGUCUCAACCAAACCGAAUUACUGUCCACAAAUCUACGCUUCUCAAAGCCAUGAAGAAAUAUUACUGAUCUUCUCAACAAAUCUCAGAAGAAUAUGAGGUCGGAGGGAAAACAAAAGGGGAUAUUUAAGAAAUUCUCUUAGGAAGUUCUGUAGACCUCAUAAAUAGAAAAUAAAUCUCCUUCCCAACACA